Molecule: messenger RNA, 2301 nt
Organism: Penicillium atrosanguineum
Lineage: Eukaryota; Fungi; Ascomycota; Eurotiomycetes; Eurotiales; Aspergillaceae
Gene: CweA
Exons: 2
Coding region: 1-2301 (766 amino acids)
Source: RefSeq, a predicted model, not a curated record
AUGAAGGGCUUCGUUGGUGGAAUUCCCAUUGCCCUGCUGGCAGUUGCUGCCCAGGCCAUGGAGCACACCGGACAUGGUGUUGUGCCUCACAUUGGAGGUACCGCUAUGGGGGGUCCGUCUGGUGCUGAUCACGAUGGUGGCUUUAUCCCCAUGAGCCCCAACGUCCACACUCAUACCGAUGUCAAUGAGUACAGCAAAGACGACCACUCCAUCAAUAUUAAGACCAAGGGCGUCUACCCGCCGCCGGCUACACCUAUUCCCUACGGAGUCGCUAUGGCUCCUGGUAUGGGUCCUUUCUCCAAGGCUGGUGGCAAGCGCAGCUGGCCUCACGGCGGCACUGCCAUGGGUGGCCCCUCUGGCAACGACGAAGGCCAAGUCUUCGACAUGCCCAUCACCGGCAACUUUUACACCAGCGUUGACGAGGAGACCAAGGACGACCACUCGAUCAAGCUGAAGAACGAGAACAUCCACGCUCCUCCUGCUCAUCCCCCGAUUGCUCACCCUCCUCCUGUCUUUGUCCACUCCCCCGGCCCUGGAUCUGGUUUCCGCGAGGCCAAGCAGGAUGUUCCUGAGCAUUACCACGUUCCCGGACAGGCUUUCGAGAAGCGCUGGGGACCUGAAGAAGGUGGCACUGCUAUGGGUGGCCCCAGCGGUGGCGACGGACCCUCCGAUGGACCUGAGGGCUUCCCCUACCCCAUCCAAGCUGGUGGUACCGCUAUGGGUGGACCCUCUGGCGAAGAUGAUGGUAUCGAAUUUGACAACGGUAUCCACGCCGACUUUCACACCAACGUGAACGAGUACAGCCACGAUGAUCACUCUAUCGACAUUAAGCACACUGACAUCUACCCGCCUCCUCCCCCUCACUUCGGACCUCCCGGCUUCGGCGGUCCCUUCAAGCGCAGUUGGGAGACCGAGCAGAGCGGCUGGGAGCCUGAGAGCGGUGGUACUGCCAUGGGUGGUCCCUCCGGCAAUGAUGGUGGUCAGGAGUUCAAUAUGCCCAUCACGAUCAACACUGAGACUGCUGUAAAGGAGAGCUACGCGGAUGAUCACUCCAUUGAUAUCAAGCACAAGGAUGUCUAUCCUCACCCUCCCGCCUUCCCUGAGUUCGGUGGCCCUGGCCCCGUGAUCCCCCAAGGUGGUCCCUUCAAGCGUGCCUACUCUCCCAGCUCCGAGGAGCGCACUGCUGGUGGUGGCGGCGGAGGCACUGCUGAAGGGGGUCCUUCCGGUGAAGAUGAUGGCAUCAACUUCGGAGACCCCACUGAUGUUGGUGUCGACUCCAACGUGAGCGAGCACCACGAGGACAACCACGCCAUCAAGAUUGAUGACACCAAUGUCCACAACCCCGAGAUGCCCUGGAUGCACUAUCACGAGCCCCCGGCUUCUGCUCCUGCUUCUGCUCCCCAGCCUGCCGAGCACGAGCAAUCACCUCCUAUGGUCGAGCAUGAGCAAUCACCUCCUAUGGUCGAGCAUGAGCAAUCACCUCCUAUCAUCGAGCAUGAGGAGGCUCCCGCCUGCGCUCCUGAGAUCCACAACGUUGUCCACACCGUCACCAAGACCGCCACCCACGUCGUCCAGGAGACUGCCACUGUUACUGAGACUGGAAAGGACCACAUUGUCAAUCAGGUCCAGACUGUCCACGAGACUGCCACAGUGACUGAGCCUGCCAAGGAUCACAUUGUUAACCACGUCCAGACCAUUCACGAGACUCACACUGUGCACAACAUUCACACCGUCUACGUGACUCCCAGCGAGCACGUCGUCCAUGUCACUGACACUGUCACUGCUCCCGCGGCCCACCUUGUUGAGGCCACCGAAACCGUCUAUGCCUCUCCCAGCCACGUCGUUGAGACUCUCUACGCUUCUCCUAGCCACGUUGUUGCGGCCGCCGAGACCGUCUACGCCUCUCCCAGUCACGUUGUCGAGACCCAAGCCAUUGCCUGGUCGCAGGCCCCGAUGGUGACCCCUGUCUCCAAGAUCGCCUACUCCUCCCACAUCCAGUCCAUGCCCGUCUCGGGUGCCCCCUCUUCUUACAUGGCCCAGGAGAGCUACAACUACCACCCCCAGGCUCCCGCCAGCUCUGCCUACUCCAUGAUCCCCGUCGAGGUCCCCAUGGCUUCCCCCUCAUCUUCCAUGGCCCCCAUGGCCAUGCCCAGCGGUGUUGACCCCAUGCAUAGCUCCAUGGCCUCUGCCUCCGCUACCCCAUCCCACGGCGUCAUGUUCACCGGCGACGCUGCUCGUCUGUCUGGUGGCAUCAUCUCCGCUGCUGCUGCCGUGAUGGGUGUCCUUGCAUUCAUCCUGUAG